Molecule: messenger RNA, 1064 nt
Organism: Lactuca saligna
Lineage: Eukaryota; Viridiplantae; Streptophyta; Magnoliopsida; Asterales; Asteraceae
Source: the annotation of a GenBank genome assembly
AAAUAGAGUUAUUAGGGUUGAGCGCUGCCUUGGCUGAAAGAGAAGAUACGUGCCUCAACCUCACGACCUCGUCUUUGACCGCUCACGACUCCACCUCUGGAGAUAUCGCUGACUCAAACUCUUAGGAGGGUUUGAUGGGAACAAAAGGUUGUAUGUUUGGCGACAGCCAUAUUGAAAUGGGUUUUAGGGUUGGAGGAUUGUUGCAAUUUACCAAAAAAGUGAAGGAGGAGUCGGUGUUGCUCGACACACUCUGGUCUAUAUCACGAGAAGCACUAGCACCAGUCAGUAUUAGUAUCUUGAAUUCCGAUGCACUCAAUGGGACGUUCGAGAAGAUACGUAAGGACUUUUCUCAGGCAUGGGAAACGGAAGACUUUUAUUAUCCUUUGGCAGCAAAGGCAGCAACUAUUAGUCUCUUGAGUUUCAGGGGGUCAAACUUUGGUUUCGAUGCAUUAUGUAAGAAGCUACACAAACAAAACUCUUAUCAGAAUGAAGACUGCCGGAUUAAGCCUAGGAAUUGUCGGAUGACAAGGUCAUAUAGAAAGGUGCAACCAAUUGUGGCAAAAGCAUCCAACAAUGAUCAAUAUAAUUGCUUGCCAACAAUUAUGACAACGAUUGCAACAACCGUCAUUGCAGCAAGCUUGAAAAAUCAACCAAUUCUCCGAGAGAUACUCAUGAGGGUGGCAGUGUCCAAGGCAUCGGACAUAGAAUACGAGUGCGUGUCAAAAAUGAUAACACUCAUUGCACAAAACCUAAUGAGUCAACCCAAGUUCCAAGAGAUACUCUUGAUCGGGGCAAUAACCAUGGCUAUUAAUUUCCCAUUAGGUAUGUGUCGAGAACACGGCAAAUUCUCACCUCCUUGGCUUACAGUCCUUCUUGUAGCCUUUCCAUAUAUUUCCAUCCUCGCUAAAGUUGUUCUGAUGCCAAAAACUACCAUGCUAUAUGUACUUGGCCUCACCAUUCUCGGACAGGUUCUUGGGUCUAUGGCUGAGCAGCAUCGCCUAAAAUCCAUUGCCGCCAUGUAUCCACCUUGGCCAAAUCAUAAGGUUUAUUACCACUAUUAUUAG